Juglans regia (Persian walnut) is the source of this 834-nucleotide messenger RNA. RefSeq lists its product as uncharacterized. The record is from RefSeq and is a predicted model, not a curated record. Bases 1 to 834 code for a protein of 277 amino acids. The transcript has 3 exons. Lineage: Eukaryota; Viridiplantae; Streptophyta; Magnoliopsida; Fagales; Juglandaceae.
AUGCCACCUAUUGAGGAAGCUGAGUUAACGCCUUUGCUGUCGCCAUCUAUUUCAAUGGAGGAGAAUGUUGAAUUAUGCUGGUUGCCUUCUGAAGAGGAAGUUAAGGAUGCAGAUGUGGUGGAGGCUACUAGGGAGUUCUUUACAGGUGCAUUGCUUUCCAAGUUUUAUGGUGCAUCAUUCAUUGUGCUGAUUCCUAAAAUCCCAGGCCCGAAGAGCUUUGAUAAAUUUAGGCUUAUUAGCCUAUGUUCAGUGGCAUAUAAGAUGUUUUCGAAGAUUUUAGUGGCUCGGUUGAAUGCAAUUUUGCCAAGGUUGGUUUUCCCGGAACAAGAGGCAUUCAUCCCAGGUCGUAGUAUUUUUGAGAACAUUUCCCUCACUCAGGAAAUGGUCCAUGGAAUGAAUAAAAAAAAUUUAGGAGGAAAUGUUAUACUGAAAAUUGACAUGGCAAAGGUGUAUGACAGGGAAAAUCUUUCGAGGCUUCUACGGAAACAAUUUGAAGAUGGUCGUAUUGGCAAGUUUUAUCACCCUAUGGGGGCUUCAAUGGUGUCGCACCUAUUAUAUGCUGAUGAUGUAUUAAUUUUUCUUAAUGGAGAGAAACGAUCUUUGCAUCGACUUGGUUCUAUAUUGGCAGUUUAUGAACGGUGGUCUGGGCAGCGUAUUAGUAGAGAGAAGUCUUCCAUUUUUGCUUCAAUCUCGAUUAGUUGUGCUCGAAGGCGGAGUUUGGUGCGUCUAACUGGUUUUGCGGAAGGACAUUUUCCUAUGACGUACUUGGGGGUGCCGUUGGUGCAAGGUCGUCUGAAAGCUUGUCAUUUGAAACAGAUGCUAGUAAAAAUUUAG